CCAGCAAGCGCGUGUCCACCCGGGCGCGCCACGCCAGCCGUGCGCCCCAGCAGCUCGCCGUGCGCCCGCGCCCCAGGUGCCCACUGGCUCGCGCGCCCUCCGUCUGCGCCCUGGAGACCCGCGGCGGCGAUCGCUCGGAGCCGCCCUGGACCGCCGCCUUGGGUCCACCACACUCCAGGGGCGGAGCGAGGCACCGAGACGUCAGGGCGGAGAACUAGCGCCGGGCUAGCGCGCCCUCCCGGCGGCUGCCCGCGUCCCACGUCCUCGGCUGGCGCGGCCGGCGGCGGCGGCGGCGACCGGGAGAUGCAGUGAGCGGCGGCGCUGGGGCGCAGCCAGGCGGCCGGGAGGGCGGGGGCCAGAGGCUGAGCCCGGGCGAGCCCGCCGUGCGCACAGCUCUGCCCGCCGCCUCUGGAGCGGAUCCCCAGCCGUCCCUCGGCGUUCUCCCGGGUUCUAGCAAAGCCCCCCGGGGUGCCCAUCAGUUUCCUUGGGUGACUACAGCGUGUGUUUUUUCUUUCCUCUUUCCCCUGCCUGUGUGCCCUUCUCCAGGAUGGCAGAGGCGGAAUUGCACAAGGAAAGGCUGCAAGCCAUAGCAGAAAAAAGAAAGAGGCAGACUGAAAUAGAAGGCAAGCGACAACAGCUUGACGAGCAGAUACUUCUGCUGCAGCAUUCCAAGUCCAAAGUGCUUCGGGAGAAAUGGCUGCUGCAGGGCAUACCCGCUGGAACUGCCGAAGAGGAGGAAGCCAGGAGGCGGCAGUCUGAAGAGGAUGAGUUCAGAGUCAAGCAACUUGAAGAUAACAUUCAGAGGCUGGAGCAAGAAAUACAAACGCUAGAAAGUGAAGAGUCCCAGAUAUCUGCCAAAGAGCAAAUCAUCCUAGAGAAACUGAAGGAGACAGAAAAAUCCUUCAAGGACUUUCAGAAGGGUUUCUCCAGUACGGAUGGAGAUGGAGUUUCACUCUUGUCGCCCAGGCUGGAGUGCAGUGGUGCCAUCUUGGCUCACUGCAACAACCUCCUCCCAGGUUCAAGCCAUUCUCCUGCCUCAGCCCCCCGAGUAGCUGGGAUUACAGAUGCAGUAAAUUACAUUUCCUCCCAGCUUCCCGACCUGCCAAUCCUCUGUUCACGAACAGCAGAACCAUCACCUGGGCAGGACGGGACCAGCAGAGCGGCUGCUGUGUACGCCAUGGAAAUUAAUGUGGAGAAAGACAAACAAACAGGAGAGACCAAGAUUCUCUCUACAUCUACCAUUGGCCCAGAGGGGGUCCAUCAGAAAGGAGUCAAAGUCUAUGAUGAUGGUACCAAAGUAGUGUAUGAGGUGCACUCAGGAGGCACCGUAGUAGAAAAUGGAGUGCACAAAUUAAGCACAAAGGAUGUAGAAGAGCUUAUUCAGAAGGCUGGACAAUCAAGCUUAGGAGGAGGGCACGUGUCCGAAAGGACUGUGAUUGCAGAUGGGAGCCUCAGCCAUCCCAAGGAACACAUGCUCUGCAAAGAAGCUAAGUUAGAAAUGGUACAUAAGUCUAGGAAAGACCAUUCUUCUGGGAACCCAGGGCAGCAGGCCCAAGCCCCCAGCGCUGCAGGGCCGGAGGCAAACUUGGAUCAGCCCGUCACCAUGAUUUUUAUGGGCUACCAAAAUAUCGAGGAUGAAGAGGAGACGAAAAAGGUGCUAGGCUAUGAUGAAACCAUCAAGGCUGAAUUGGUCCUCAUUGAUGAAGAUGAUGAGAAGUCAUUGAGGGAGAAGACAGUGACAGACGUGUCCACUAUUGACGGGAACGCGGCUGAGCUUGUGUCUGGGAGGCCGGUCUCAGACACCACAGAGCCCUCAUCCCCAGAAGGAAAGGAAGAGAGCCUAGCUACAGAGCCAGCCCCAGGCGUCGGGUGGGAGAAUGUGCUGCUAAAGGAAGGUGAGUCAGCCUUGAACGCCACAGAAACGUCCGGCCCAGACAUGACUAUCAAGAAGCCUCCCCAGCUUUCUGAGGAUGAUAUCCGGCUGAAAAGCGAGGGAGACAACUAUAGUGCCACCCUCCUGGAGCCUGCUGCCAGCUCUCUUUCCCCAGAUCACAAAAACAUGGAAAUUGAGGUGUCUGUUGCAGAAUGUAAAAGUGUUCCUGGAAUCACCUCUACCCCACAUCCCAUGGACCACCCCUCCGCUUUCUAUUCACCCCCCCAUAAUGGCCUCCUCACUGAUCACCACGAAUCCCUGGAUAAUGAUGUCGCCAGAGAGAUCCGCUAUCUAGAUGAGGUGCUAGAGGCCAACUGCUGUGAUUCUGCUGUGGAUGGAACGUACAAUGGAACAUCCUCCCCAGAGCCUGGUGCAGUGGUUCUGGUGGGCAGCCUAAGCCCCCCUGUCCACGAGGCGACCCAGCCAGAACCUAUUGAGAGAACAGCUAGCCGGCAGGCACCUCCUCACAUCGAGCUCAGUAAUAGCAGCCCUGACCCCAUGGCAGAGGCAGAAAGAACAAAUGGCCAUUCCCCCAGCCAGCCUAAAGAUGCGCUGGGGGACAGCCUGCAGGCACCUGUCAGCCCCAGCUCCACAACCAGCUCACGGUGUUCUUCCCGAGAUGGAGAGUUCACUCUCACCACACUGAAGAAGGAGGCCAAGUUUGAGCUGCGUGCCUUCCAUGAAGACAAGAAGCCCUCCAAGCUCUUUGAGGAUGAUGAGCAUGAGAAAGAACAAUACUGCGUUAGAAAAGUGAGGCCUUCGGAAGAGAUGCUGGAGCUGGAAAAGGAGAGGAGAGAGCUCAUCCGCAGCCAGGCCGUCAAGAAGAAUCCUGGCAUUGCAGCAAAAUGGUGGAAUCCCCCGCAGGAAAAAACCAUUGAGGAGCAGCUGGACGAGGAACAUCUGGAGUCGCACAAAAAGUACAAGGAGCGCAAGGAGAGAAGGGCACAGCAGGAACAGUUGCUGCUGCAGCAGCAGUUACAGCAGCAGCAGCAAUUGCAGCAGCAGCAGCAGCCCCCAUCGCAGCUCUGCACAGCCCCUGCCUCUUCUCAUGAACGCGCAAGCAUGAUUGACAAAGCAAAGGAGGACAUUGUCACAGAGCAGAUAGAUUUCUCUGCUGCUCGCAAACAAUUUCAGCUGAUGGAGAAUUCCAGGCAAGCGGUGGCCAAGGGCCAGAGUACACCCAGGCUGUUCUCCAUCAAGCCUUUCUACAGGCCUCUGGGGUCAGUCAACUCAGACAAGCCACUGACUAAUCCGAGACCACCUUCUGUUGGGGGACCUCCAGAAGAUAGUGGUGCCUCAGCCGCCAAGGGACAGAAAUCCCCCGGUGCCCUGGAGACCCCAUCGGCAGCAGGAAGCCAGGGUAACACAGCCCCUCAGGGGAAGGAAGGGCCCUACAGCGAGCCUUCUAAACGUGGGCCCUUAUCUAAACUGUGGGCUGAGGAUGGAGAAUUUACGAGCGCCCGGGCCAUCCUCACCGUGGUCAAGGAUGAUGACCAUGGGAUUUUGGAUCAGUUCUCAAGAUCUGUCAAUGUCUCCUUGACCCAAGAGGAGCUUGACUCUGGUCUGGAUGAAUUGUCAGUGAGGUCUCAGGAUACCACAGUCCUGGAGACCCUAUCCAAUGAUUUCAGCAUGGACAACAUCAGUGACAGCGGGGCCUCCAAUGAGACAACCAAUGCCCUCCAGGAAAAUUCACUGGCUGAUUUUUCUCUGCCCCAGACGCCACAAACUGACAACCCCUCAGAGGGCCGAGGAGAAGGCGUCUCCAAGUCAUUUAGUGAUCAUGGUUUCUAUUCCCCUUCCUCCAUGCUGGGGGACUCUCCGUCGGUUGAUGAUCCCUUGGAGUAUCAGGCUGGCCUCCUGGUGCAGAAUGCCAUUCAACAAGCCAUAGCUGAGCAGGUGGAUAAAGCUGUGUCCAAAAGCAGCAGGGAUGGAGCAGAGCAACAGGGACCUGAAGCGACUGUAGAGGAAGCUGAAGCCGGGGCUUUCGGCUCAGAAAAGCCUCAGAGCAUGUUUGAGCCACCUCAGGUGUCUUCUCCUGUUCAAGAGAAAAGGGAUGUAUUACCAAAGAUUCUGCCUGCUGAAGACAGGGCGCUCAGGGAAAGGGGGCCCCCCCAGCCACUGCCAGCUGUGCAGUCCAGUGGCCCGAUUAACAUGGAGGAGACCAGGCCCGAAGGAAGCUAUUUCAGCAAGUACUCAGAGGCAGCUGAGCUGAGAAGCACAGCCUCCAUCCUGGCCACUCAAGAAUCCGACGUGAUGGUUGGGCCUUUCAAGCUGAGGUCCAGGAAACAGCGGACUUUGUCCAUGAUCGAGGAAGAGAUCCGAGCAGCUCAGGAAAGGGAAGAGGAGCUGAAGAGGCAGAGACAAGUCUUGCAGAGUACGCAGAGCCCCAGGACAAAGAAUGCCCCAUCGCUGCCCUCCAGAACAUGCUACAAAACUGCCCCAGGGAAAAUAGAGAAAGUCAAACCUCCUCCAUCCCCCACCACUGAAGGCCCCAGCUUGCAGCCUGACUUAGCCCCUGAAGAGGCUGCCGGAACCCAGCGGCCCAAGAAUCUGAUGCAGACCCUCAUGGAAGACUAUGAGACACACAAAUCUAAAAGGCGCGAGAGAAUGGAUGAUAGUAGUGUCCUUGAGGCCACACGGGUUAAUCGAAGAAAGAGCGCACUGGCUUUGCGCUGGGAAGCAGGGAUCUAUGCCAACCAGGAGGAAGAAGACAACGAAUAAACUUCCUUCAACCCAGGAAGCAUCUUUGGUGCUUGGGAGACCAAGAAACCAAGAAAUUAACAACUGAAAGCAUUUUAAUGGACUAUUUAUUAAAGUGCAAACAAACUCAGCAAUCCUUAUGUAGACCAGAAGCUACAAUACACAA
Molecule: messenger RNA, 4799 nt
Organism: Pongo pygmaeus (Bornean orangutan)
Lineage: Eukaryota; Metazoa; Chordata; Mammalia; Primates; Hominidae
Gene: PALM2AKAP2
Product: PALM2 and AKAP2 fusion
Exons: 12
Coding region: 548-4654 (1368 amino acids)
Biological process (GO): regulation of cell shape
Cellular component (GO): membrane
Source: RefSeq, a predicted model, not a curated record